AUGGCGGGUGUCCUUGCUGUAAAAGGCGAAAAAUUGGCAAAGGAGUUGUAUUUCCUCCCAAACUCAGAAGGUUCUGGAUUAGCUCCUUUUGACUGUUGGCUUUGCCUGCGAGGAAUCAAGACAAUGGCUUUACGUAUAGAAAAGCAACAGGAGAACGCUCGGAAAAUCGCAAUGUACUUGUCUACGCAUCCAAGAGUGAAGAAAGUGAACUAUGCUGGUCUACCAGAUCAUCCUGGUCACCAUCUCCACUUCUCUCAGUUAAAGGGUGCAGGAUCAGUUUUUAGCUUUAUAACAGGAUCGGUCGCACUGUCCAAGCAUCUUGUGGAAACCACCAAGUACUUCAGCAUAGCUGUCAGUUUUGCAGUACGCGAGGCCAGAGGCUUGACGGAAGAUCUUGUUCGUAUAUCUGCAGGUAUUGAAGAUUCUGAUGAUUUGAUCUUUGAUCUUGAUAUCGCCUUUAAUACCGGUCCUAUAAUCUAG
Molecule: messenger RNA, 480 nt
Organism: Eruca vesicaria subsp. sativa (arugula)
Lineage: Eukaryota; Viridiplantae; Streptophyta; Magnoliopsida; Brassicales; Brassicaceae
Source: the annotation of a GenBank genome assembly